Messenger RNA from Salvelinus namaycush (lake trout), 2602 nucleotides. Its product is annotated as ubiquitin carboxyl-terminal hydrolase isozyme L5-like. Gene Ontology annotation, biological process: ubiquitin-dependent protein catabolic process; protein deubiquitination. Bases 937 to 1704 code for a protein of 255 amino acids. The record is from RefSeq and is a predicted model, not a curated record. The transcript is spliced from 9 exons. Gene Ontology annotation, molecular function: proteasome binding; cysteine-type deubiquitinase activity. Lineage: Eukaryota; Metazoa; Chordata; Actinopteri; Salmoniformes; Salmonidae. Gene Ontology annotation, cellular component: Ino80 complex; cytoplasm.
AAUUGUACAACGGAAUGUAUUUUUGCGUCAUCACUGCAAGCCAUCAUGACUCUCAAAAGCCGCGACAGCCGCUGUUUACUUCUGAAGAUAACUUUAGCGCCGCCCUAAAAAACUGAUUCAAAUUCGACACUAACCUUCAAAUAGGUAUGUAAUGACACAUUAUAUAAACUCUUUAUAGUGUUUAAUUUACAUUUUAGAGGUGAUAAAUUGGACAGAUUGAAUGAAAAAAGCUGUUUCCCUACAUGGCUUAUCUACCACUUUCCCUAUUACGCAGUAGGUUUCGCUUCCCUACCAGCCAUUUUUAAAAAGAUCGACGGAGCUCAUUGCUUUCUUCAAUCAUGCAGAGACGGGCAGCAUGAAGGUUUCGUCAUUGAUUUUGCUGACCAGUUCAUGGGUUGAUCUUCCUGUUUAAGUGGCAGCCAGGUGAGGCACCAGCAGGCUCUAUCGUUCAGGAUUCAAGACUUGACCAAAUCUUCUUUGCCAAGCAGGUACAUGGUUUGGUUAGAUAUCUUUGACAAGGGGGAAAUAAUAUAUUCAUUGUAUGUAUUGCAGAGUUUGCACAUAUUCAAAGUCAUCAGAAGGAUUUUCAGAAGUCACUUUCCUCCUGGCACUGAUUCUGCUGAUAGCAGCUAGUUUGAAGAAGAGUCUACUUGCAGUAACUGUGUUCAAUGUAUUGACUGCAUUUGGGAUCCUGAGUGGUGCGGUGGUCUAAGGCGCUAGAGGCGUCACUACAGACCUGGGUUCGAUCCUGGGCUGUAUCACAACCAGCUGUGAUCGGGAGUCCCAUAGGGCGGCGCACAAUCCGGGUUAGGGGAGGGUUUGGCCGGGGUAGGCCGUCAUUGUAAAUAAGAAUUUGUUUUUCACUGUAUUGCCAAGUUAAUAAAAUUUAAAAAAGUAACUCUGGUUAAGAUCAUCUGGCAGGAUCUCAUAUGUCUAAUGUCUUUGUGUGUGUUGUUUCAGGUGAUAAAUAACGCAUGUGCUACCCAGGCCAUUGUCAGUGUGCUGCUGAACUGCACUCACUCUGACAUGCUGUUGGGAGAGACACUCACAGAGUUCAGAGAAUUCUCACUCAGCUUCGAUGCUGCUAUGAAAGGUCUGGCUCUCAGCAACUCUGAAGUUAUUCGACAAGUUCACAACGGCUUUGCCAGACAGCAGAUGUUUGAGUUUGACGCCAAGUCUUCAGCGAAGGAUGAGGAAGCAUUCCACUUUGUGAGUUACGUCCCUGUCAACGGCAGGCUCUAUGAGCUGGACGGACUACGUGAAGGGCCCAUCGACCUCGGUGUAUGCAACCAGGACGAUUGGAUCAACGCAGUUCGGCCAGUGAUUGAGAAAAGAAUACAGAAGUACAGUGAGGGAGAGAUCCGCUUCAACCUGAUGGCCAUCGUGUCAGACAGGAAGAUGAUUUAUGAGAGGAAGAUAGCGGAGCUGCAGAUCCAGCUUGCAGAGGAAGAGCCAAUGGACACAGAACAGAGCAGCACCCUCCUCAGCUCGAUCCAAUCAGAAAUUGCCAAGUAUCAGCUGCUGAUUGACGAGGAGAAUCAGAAACUCAAACGAUACAAGAUCGAAAACAUCAGACGAAAGCAUAACUACCUACCCUUCAUCAUGGAACUACUGAAGACACUGGCAGAAUACCAGCAGUUGAUACCUUUGGUGGAAAAGGCAAAGGAGAAGCAGAGUGCCAAAAAAGUCCAGGAAGCCAAGUGAACACAGUCACUAGUGCUGAGUGAUUAACCAACAUUUAGUUUUUUUGGGGGGGGGGUUAUAAAACAACUAAUCGACCGACUUCAGUUUAAUUACUUUAAUUCCAUUUUAGUUUUUUUGUGUGUGAGCCCAACGCAGAAAUCAAGUCAAGAACUAUGUGGGACGCUGGUCUGAAGGUAAUUAGAUACACACAGACCCACAACGACAAGAGGGAUAGAGACAGUUUGUGAAAGUAUGCCUUAUCUACUUUGAAGAACUAGUCAAAUGAUUUCAUCAGACAGCUCUGCAUCACAGGCUACUUAGGCAUGCUAGCUAAAUAUGAUGACUAAAGACAGUACAUUAUAGGGAGCACAUAGAUACCGUUACUGGCUGCUACAGACUGCUACUGCCUGAGCAGAGAUGAGAUGAUGACUUUAAGGAAUAAAAAAUAAAGUAAUCAAAUAAAAACUUAGUAAUAUACACAACUGAAAUAUUGUAUUAUUUCAUAGUAAUUUCCUAUUUUUCUAUUGAUAUCUACUCAAUGUGGACCUGACAAAGACAAUGGAAUAUUUUUAAUGUUUUGGCAAUUGAAUGCUCAAUAUUUUUGGCUUUGAAAUUUCCAUUAAAAAGAUCUAUUUCACAAUGCAUUUAAUGUUGAAAAAAAUAAUUGAAAAUCGUGAUUAUAUUUUUUAUAAUUGAACCGAAACCGAACCUACCUCAAAAAGCACAAAUGGCUCAGCACUAACACUCAUCAGUCGUCGUAUUCAUGUGACCCCCUUCCCCCACAGACAUGAGCACACGGGCAGUGGGAUAGAUACGAACUGUGUUGACUCCCAACCGCGUCUACCCCUAAGCUGUAAUGUAUGCCUGGAAAGAUAUGUUUAAAUGAACCUGUCUUAUUUUCAUAAUAAAAUUUGUUGUA